Molecule: messenger RNA, 1609 nt
Organism: Eucalyptus grandis
Lineage: Eukaryota; Viridiplantae; Streptophyta; Magnoliopsida; Myrtales; Myrtaceae
Product: cyclin-D3-3
Exons: 4
Coding region: 176-1309 (377 amino acids)
Biological process (GO): mitotic cell cycle phase transition; regulation of cyclin-dependent protein serine/threonine kinase activity
Cellular component (GO): nucleus; cytoplasm; cyclin-dependent protein kinase holoenzyme complex
Molecular function (GO): cyclin-dependent protein serine/threonine kinase regulator activity
Source: RefSeq, a predicted model, not a curated record
GCCCUCUCUCCCUCACUCCCUCCCUCCCUCCUUCUCUCUCUCCCUCUCUCUGUCCAUCCCACAUUCUUGAAAGAGACACAUCAGAAGCGCAGACAUGAAUCUGGGCACCGGCUCGUUCUCUUUCCUGCUCCAUCUAUAAUGACCAAAGCCUUCGCUCUCUUCUCCGCAGAAGGGCAUGGCUCUGCAGGAGGAGGACACCCGCCGCCACUACCCGACCGCUCCUCCGUUCUCGCCCGACGGCCUCUACUGCGAGGACGAGACCUUCGGUGAAGAUCUGGCCGACAAUGCCUGCGAAUACGCCGGCGGGGGAGCCCGGGAUGGCCUCCGCGAGAUAAAGGACCCAACUUUGCCUCCGUCGUUGCUCGGGCAGGACUUGUUUUGGGAAGAUGGCGAGCUCGCCUCCCUGGUUUCGAGAGAGACCGGGACGCAUCCCUGCUGGGACGAGCUAAUCUCUGAUGGGUCGGUGGCGCUUGCUCGGAAGGAUGCGGUUGGGUGGAUUUUGAGGGUCCAUGGGCAUUACGGGUUCCGUCCGUUGACUGCUAUGUUGGCCGUGAACUACUUGGACAGGUUCUUUUUGAGCCGGAGUUACCAGAGGGACAGGCCUUGGAUAAGCCAGCUCGUAGCUGUGGCUUGUCUCUCCGUUGCUGCCAAAGUGGAGGAAACCCAAGUGCCUAUUCUCCUUGACCUGCAAGUGGCUAAUGCGAAAUUUGUGUUUGAAUCGAGGACGAUUCAGAGAAUGGAGCUCUUGCUGAUGUCUACACUUGAUUGGAGAAUGAACUCGGUGACUCCGAUUUCGUUCUUUGAUCACAUCCUUAGGAGGUUUGGCUUGACGACUAAUUUGCACAGGCAGUUUUUCUGGAUGUGCGAGCGUUUACUUCUCGCUCUGGUUGCAGAUGUGAGGCUUGCAAGUUUUCUUCCGUCAGUUGUUGCCACGGCUGCAAUGUUGUAUGUUAACAAGGAGAUAGAACCGUGUAUAUGCAGUGAAUUCCUGGACCAGUUACUGAGCCUUCUCAAGAUCAAUGAGGACCGAGUAAAUGAGUGCUAUGAACUCAUUCUUGAAUUGUCAAUUGACCAUCCUGAGAUCCUCAACUACAAGCACAAGCGUAAGAGGGGAUCAGUACCCAGUAGCCCCAGUGGUGUGAUUGAUGCUUCUUUCAGCUGUGACAGUUCAAAUGAUUCGUGGGGUGUGGCAUCGUCUGUUUCUUCUUCACCGGAGCCUCGGUUCAAGAGGAGCAGAUUCCAGGAUCAACAGAUGGGCCUGCCAUCUGUGAAUGUUUCAUCCAUGGGUGUGCUUAAUAGUUCUUAUUAGUCUUAGCUUAUUAUCUUUGAUUGGACAUGCUAUAAAGCAGUCUUUCCCCUGCUUCUAUCUUGCGGCAUCUAAUCUUGUGGACUAUCAUCUAAUUGUUUGGAUUUUGAUUGCCUCACCUUCUUCGAUAGAUAUGCAAUGCAUAAUGAUAAGCUGAAAAAGGGUGGACUUGGAAUUUCCUCCUUGAUUCAAGACAGGGUUAUUGAGACUCUUUUGAAAGAGAGGUGAGAAGUGAUGGUAGUUCUUGCUUUGCAAAAGCACAUGUUUACCCUAAUAUAUCUUUUUCAAUUAAUUUGGUUGUCA